Staurois parvus is the source of this 287-nucleotide messenger RNA. Lineage: Eukaryota; Metazoa; Chordata; Amphibia; Anura; Ranidae. The record is from the annotation of a GenBank genome assembly.
AUGUAUGUGAAAUGCUUUGUGAUUACUAUGUGAUUUUAGUGAAUGUCAUUUUUUGUCACUUUCAAAUUUCCCACCGGUUCCGGCCCCCGUACGGCCCGACGUCGCAGGGAACGGAACCCAGAAGACAGAUGCUGGCAUCCGCUGGAGGACACUGCAGGAGGGACAUCGUGGGAGCGCAGGACAAGGUAAGUGAAGAACAGAUCCCUGAGCAGCGCAGCAUGGUAAGCCCGAGUGUAGCUCGGGGUUACUGCUUGUGCUACACUCGGGAAUACCGCCAGGGAGGCUAU